Physcomitrium patens is the source of this 640-nucleotide messenger RNA. Its product is annotated as DNA-binding protein S1FA. Lineage: Eukaryota; Viridiplantae; Streptophyta; Bryopsida; Funariales; Funariaceae. The record is from RefSeq and is a predicted model, not a curated record. Gene Ontology annotation, molecular function: DNA binding. Gene Ontology annotation, biological process: regulation of DNA-templated transcription. Gene Ontology annotation, cellular component: nucleus.
UUCAUCCAUCGGAUGCCAUGGCUUCCUUCUCCUUCUCCAAGCAUCGGCUCCUUCUGCUUUCGAGCGUCAAGCUUUCGAGCUUUCGAGGAGGAGGACUCACGCGCAUCGGAUUGUUGUCGGAGCCAUGGCGAAACCCGGUUCGGCAUUUAAUGCUACGAGGGAUGUCGAGACGAGCUCCGGUUUGAAUCCAGGGCUCAUCGUCCUCAUUGUGGUGUUAGGAUCUUUGGUUGUUUUUCUCGUGGGCAACUUCUUCUUAUAUCAAUAUGCCCAGAAAAAUCUUCCAGCCAAGAAAAAGAAGCCAGUGUCGAAGAAGAAACUGAAGAAGGAGAAACUGAAAGCAGGAGUACGUCCUCCCGGGGACUAAGUGUCAAUGAGUAGGUUUGCGAUAUACUUCCAAGAUAUUGAUAUCUUGCAAGGUAUCGCUACUGAUUGGUCUUUUGGUAUUGUACAUUGGUGGAGUCACGAUUUGCAGUAAGCAUUGGCUGAUUGGAUGCCUGUAGGUGCGAAGCAUAGGUUGGUUGUAGGUGCUCUGCGUUUAGUUCCUACUGAAGGCGUUGUCUGACCCGGAGAAUGGGAGGGUGUAAAUUUAGUUUCCUUUCAUUUUGCAAUGGAGAUGAUGUCCACUCUGCUUUCUUGCUUA